AUGUCGCGUCUGACUGUGAUCCUUCGACGCGCGCACUUUGUGCGAUGGCCCGAGGCCGUGCGGAGGAGGUCCUACUCCUCAGUGACCUCGAAGGAUAUCGAGUACUUCCAGUCUAUCCUGCCGCCUGCCUCCAUCCUGUCCACCGUCGCUCCGUCGAAUACACCCGGCGAAGAGCUGGAUAUAUACAAUAGCGACUGGAUGAGCAAGUACCGUGGCCAAUCUACGACCGUCUUAAAGCCGAAGAACACUCAGCAAGUCAGUGACAUCGUGCGGUGGUGUGCGGAACGGGAAAUUCCCAUAGUGCCGCAAGGUGGAAACACCGGGCUAGUGGGCGGCAGUGUUCCGCUGAAGGAUGAACUCGUGCUUUCGUUGGCCAAUAUGAGCUCAGUGCGCUCCUUCGACCCUGUUUCCGGUAUCCUGGUGGCUGACGCCGGCUGCAUUCUUCAGUCCCUGACGGAUUAUGUUGCGCCCCAUAAUCACAUUAUGCCGAUCGAUCUGGGUGCCAAAGGCAGUUGCCACAUCGGCGGCAAUGUGGCUACGAAUGCCGGUGGCUUGCGACUCUUGCGUUACGGAUCUCUCCACGGCUCUGUACUGGGCCUAGAAGUCGUGCUUCCGGACGGUACCAUUCUCAAUCAGCUUUCGACGCUACGGAAAGACAACACAGGCUACGACUUGAAACAGCUUUUCAUUGGCUCAGAGGGCACGCUCGGGAUCAUCACGGCUGUCUCCAUUCUCACACCUCCAUCACCUCAAGCAUCGAAUAACGUCAUUCUUGCGCUACCGCAUUUUGAUAACGUGCUACCUCUCUUCCGGACUGUCAAGCGAGACUUGUCGGAGAUCUUGUCCGCUUUCGAAUUCAUCGACCGGACGGCAUACGAACUCGCAGUCAAGCAUGGACAAGGACGGGGACUGAGCGACGAGGAAAUCGAGGGUGCUGCGUGCUUUGUGUUGGUGGAGACCAGCGGUGGCCGGCGUGACCACGAUGAAGAGAAACUGAACGAUCUGCUGGCCUCGCUUCUUGAAGCGGAGAAGCCUCUCAUAACCAACGGUGUGCUGUCCCAGAAUCCCGCUCAGUUCUCGUCACUCUGGGCUCUCCGAGAAGGUGUGACGGAGGCGGUUUCCAAAGAGGGGAAGGCCUACAAAUACGACAUCUCUAUCCCCCUCGCUUCAUUCAAGGACGUGGUCGACACCACUCGCGAGCAUCUUCGAUCCAAGGGCCUCUUGAAUGACGACGCUGUGACCCAUGUCAUGGGCUAUGGACACGUCGGGGACGGCAACCUUCAUCUCAAUAUCGUGGCCAAAGCAUACAGCGACGAGAUCACGAACGCUUUGGAACCUUUCGUCUAUGAGCUUGUUGCUUCUUACCGCGGCUCGGUCUCUGCCGAACACGGGAUUGGUGCUAUGAAGACGCACGCUCUCCAUUACUCGAAGGACGAAACGAGCAUCGCAUGGAUGAGGAAAAUCAAACAGCUUUUCGAUCCGAAAAAUAUCAUGAACCCAGGAAAGGUGCUCGAGUAG
This is a messenger RNA of Mycena citricolor, 1518 nucleotides long. NCBI's taxonomy places the organism in Eukaryota, Fungi, Basidiomycota, Agaricomycetes, Agaricales, Mycenaceae. The record is from the annotation of a GenBank genome assembly.